Owenia fusiformis is the source of this 593-nucleotide messenger RNA. Lineage: Eukaryota; Metazoa; Annelida; Polychaeta; Sabellida; Oweniidae. The record is from the annotation of a GenBank genome assembly.
AUUAUUAGCUUUAAGGUGGCCAGAGUGGAAUAAGUAACAUUGAUUAUUAGCUUUAAGGUGGCCAGGAUGGAAUAAGGAACAUUGAUUAUUAGAGUUAAGGUAGGCAGAAAAGGAUGAGUAUGGGCUUAAUAAAUUAUUUACAAGUAUUUAAAAUGAAUAAAAAUUUUGCUAUUAAAUAGCAAUUUUUAAUUGGAUUGUUUUGCUAUUUUAGUCUGUUAUCAAGAUGACUGGAUUUCGGAGCUUAGGAGAAGAUGAACCAAUUGAGUUUACGUGUCGACCCUCAGACAAGGGUGUCGAGGCGACAUAUGUGUGUGGGCCUGAAGACUCUGAAUGCAAGGGAAGCAGUCGCAGGCCAAUGUCAAGGAAAAAGUUUCGAAGGAUGAGGUAUGGGGUGUAUUUUUUAAAAUUUGAUAUCAAGGGAAAAGUUUUGAAGAAUGGAGUAUGGGGGUUUAAUUUUAAAUCCAAUGUCAAAGAAAAAGUUUUAAAGAAUGAGGAAUGGGGUGUAUCUUUUAAAAUUCAAAAUCAAGGAAAUACUUUUGAAGAAUGAGGUAUGGGAUGUAAUUUUUUAAAUAUCGAAGAAUGAUCAAUGGUGG